AUGAUUAUUCCACUCACCCACACGGGUACGGGAUUGCUUCAUUUACGGGAUAUCUACUCCGUACCCCCAUACGAUCAGUCUCAUUGUGCCGUCAAGGGAGCUGUGGCGGGCACUUCGCCUGCUUCUGCCAGCUAUUCAUUCGACUUGGCUUUUGCUGCCGUAUUCACACGAGUACGGAGUAGAACGGGCGGGCGGGCGUGCAGUAUUUCGUACGAAGGAGAGCCUCAUCUGCGCAGCAACCCACGAAGGCAAUUCAUGAUUACUGGACGGCAUCCAAAGGGGAAUCCGCAAAAGCCUCGGCUGAGAGUUCAGGAAGUUGCAGUCUUCCGCCCCCCACCACUACGACCGUUCGUCCAUCCCGGCUUCGGCGCCUGUGGCAAAGAUCCUUUUCUCAUUUCACGCCUUUUCGAAUUUUUCCGUGUGCCUUGCAUUGGUUCCCUACACAUUAAGCCUCGGCAGCGUCAGUCAAGAAGAAAAGGAUCGAUCGUCGUCUUCCGUACCUCUUUUCGCCUCCUGAUGGUCUUGUAUCUCCGAUUGACUGCGAAAACGCAACGGCAGAUGUACUAGAGGCCGUGGUGCGCACGGAU
Sodiomyces alkalinus F11 is the source of this 587-nucleotide messenger RNA. RefSeq lists its product as hypothetical. The record is from RefSeq and is a predicted model, not a curated record. NCBI's taxonomy places the organism in Eukaryota, Fungi, Ascomycota, Sordariomycetes, Glomerellales, Plectosphaerellaceae. The transcript has 2 exons. Bases 1 to 567 code for a protein of 188 amino acids.